AUGGAUCAGGCAGAACCACCACCACCACCACAAUCAUCAUCAACGCCAAGAACGAGCGUAUCAUCAACGUCUUCUUCCUCAAUACCGGCUCCAACAACAACAACUCCGCCAUUAUCCCUUCUUGAACCGGUUAGCUCAACCAAGAAAAAAAACCGGACUAGGGUUUUUCGAGUUUUUCGUAACGUUUUUCGAUCGUUCCCGAUUAUUACACCGGCAUGCAGACUCCCUUCUCUACCCGGUGGUCGGUUACCGGAUAGUAACAGCCGGAUAAUAGCCGGUUCAAGAAUCACUGGAACGUUGUUCGGAUAUCGAAAAGGACGUGUUAGUCUUUCCAUUCAAGAAAACCCUAGGAAUCUUCCUACCGUUGUUGUUGAACUUGCUUUGCAAACAAAUGUUUUGCAGAAGGAAAUGAAUCUAGGCAUGGUAAGGAUUGCAUUAGAAUGUGAGAAAAGGGACAAAAAGGAGAAGAUAAAUCUUCUUGAAGAACCAUUAUGGACAAUGUAUUGUAAUGGUAAAAAAAAUGGUUAUGGUGUUAAAAGAGAAUCCACAGAAGAAGAUCUUAAUGUGAUGGAGAUUCUUAAACCGGUGUCGAUGGGCGCCGGAGUUUUGCCCGGAAAAUCUGACGUGGAAGGACCGGACGGUGAGAUGACAUACAUGAGGGCACAUUUUGAACGUGUGGUUAAAUCAAAGGAUGCUGAAACCCUAUAUAUGUUAAGUCCAGAUGCAAAUGAUGGACCUGAAUUGAGUAUUUUCUUUGUAAGAAUAUAAUUAAU
This is a messenger RNA of Solanum verrucosum, 773 nucleotides long. RefSeq names its product protein MIZU-KUSSEI 1-like. Gene Ontology annotation, biological process: hydrotropism. Bases 1 to 768 code for a protein of 255 amino acids. The record is from RefSeq and is a predicted model, not a curated record. Lineage: Eukaryota; Viridiplantae; Streptophyta; Magnoliopsida; Solanales; Solanaceae. The transcript is spliced from 2 exons.